This is a messenger RNA of Nezara viridula (southern green stink bug), 750 nucleotides long. The record is from the annotation of a GenBank genome assembly. NCBI's taxonomy places the organism in Eukaryota, Metazoa, Arthropoda, Insecta, Hemiptera, Pentatomidae.
AUGGUUAUAACCUUCCUAAUGAAAGGUUACACUGGUUGUGUAAGGUUAUGUUAUAUCAGUAACAUGUAGUUAGGGUUUUAAUUUACAAUUUUUUUUGUGUAAUUUUAAUUGUAAUUAAUAAAAUGAAUUUACCAAGAACUACUCUUCUUUUAAAGAAGAUCACUAGAGAUACUCCUCUUGACGUGCCCAUAAAUGUAAGAUGUUUACACCUUACUGAUAUUAAUCUUAAAAAGCAAGCAGGUCGCUACAAAAAAACUCCUAGAGGUGAUAAACCUCUAACUUAUGAGAUGGCCUAUGCACCCCAUAGAAUAGCUCAUUAUAAAUCAUGGAAUUCUUGGAACACAGCAAAUUUAUUGGAUGGUCUCAGACCAGCUGAAACAUUACAAGAAGAUGCUUUCAUUAGGAAAUUUAUGACAGGUACUUGGCAUAGACUUUUCCUUUCUGAAAUAAUAAUUAAAAGGCAACACAAUCUGAUUAGAAUAGCAGGUAUCAUUCACCAAGCAAUCCCUCCAAGAAAGUUAUAUUUUCUGAUUGGCUAUACAGAAGAACUUCUUGCUUAUUGGUUACAGUGCCCUAUUAAAUUAGAAUUACAAACAGUGCCUAAUAGAAGUGAUGUUACUUUUAAAUAUAUAUAACCAGUGAGUGUCCUCUAGUUUUUUAUUUUAUAUCAACUGUAUAUAUUACUUAUAUCUGUUAGAAAGAAGAUUAUUGUAGAAGAAAAGGUCUCAAAAUAAAAAAUAACUGUUUUUG